Molecule: messenger RNA, 1516 nt
Organism: Drosophila santomea
Lineage: Eukaryota; Metazoa; Arthropoda; Insecta; Diptera; Drosophilidae
Exons: 3
Coding region: 106-1443 (445 amino acids)
Molecular function (GO): lipid binding
Source: RefSeq, a predicted model, not a curated record
GCAGUCGGCGGCAGUGCGUGUUUGCUCCGAGUAGAGAACGGAGGCUGGCGCGUUUUCCUCCACUUUCCCAACUGAUAAGCAGAAGCUCGAGCUAAUCCCCGAAAGAUGAAGCCGUUGAUAGUGUUCGUGCUCGUGGGCCUGCUGGCAAGUGGCUGCCACAUUGUCCGCUCCCAAGAGCCUGGUGAGGCUGUGGAGCAGGAAGCCAGCGAGUCGGAUGACGCACUUAAGAUCAAGGAGAGUCAGGCCAAAAUAGCCGCCCAGGUGGAGGCCAUGCUCGUGCACUUCCAGCAGGAGGAUCCGCAGGGCCUGCCCGGCGUGCCCGUGCCCGAUCCGUUGGAGGUGCCCAAUGUGAAGAAGAGCAUGGGCAUGGCCAAUCUGGACAUGAAGCAGGUUAAGGCUCACGGAUUGUCCAAGUUCCGCAUUGAUAAAAUGAAUCUAGACUUGAAGGAAAUGAAGUUCAACGGUGGCCUCCAGCUGGACCAGAUGCUGGUCAAGGGCCAGUAUACGCUCAGCUCAUUCUUCUCGAAAGCCAAUGGACCCUUUACCGUCAUUCUGAAAAAUGUCUAUGCGGAAGCGACCGCCUUUUUGGCCGUCGAACGAGAUGGCCAGCUGGCCACGGACCGCAUCAAGAUCGACAUCACCUUCUCGGACAUGACAAUGGACUUCCAGAACCUCGGCUUGGUGGGCAGCGUCUUCCAGAGCGUGGUGAACGGUGCGCCCAAUUUGGUAUUCGACGCCAUGAAGCCGUUCAUGCUCCAGGAGGCGGACAAAAAGCUGCGCAGCGAGAUCAACGUCAUGAUCCAGAACACGUUGGGCGAUCGCCGGCUGCCCAAUUCCAUAACGCCGCUGGAUAGCGCCAUAGCCAUGGCACGCAAGAUGGUGCGCGACAAGGGCUACGAUCCGUACCACUUGCCCGAUGUUAAUCGCACCAUGGGCGUGUUCAGUGUCCAGUUGGCACACACCUGGAUCAAUGGCAUCUCUAGCUUCUAUCGGGUGGGCAACAUAACCGCUGGCAUGGCCAACAAAACGGUGUCGGUCGUCCUGCAGAUAGGCACCCAGCAGGUGACGGGUGCUGGCCAGUGGGAGGUGGGUGUGGGCAUGAUGACCCGCGUUGGUCACGUACAAUUCACGGUUCAGCACAUACGGGCCACCGUGGCCCUCAGCCAAUCACUGGACACACGCAAGCGGGUGCAGAUCACCGAUCUCCAGUUUGACAUGGGCAACAUACAGGUGCGAUGCGAUGGAGCGGGAACCCUCGACUAUGUGAUGGAGUUUGCCGUGAACGUCAUACCCAACCUACUGCGCUACCAGAUCAUGGACGCCAUCGAGAACCCCAUCAAGCAGCGCGUGCAGGAGAAGUUCAACACCAUCGAUGUGGAGCAGGUCAUCAAGACCAUGGCUCAGAACAACUUUAACUUCGACCCAAAGCUGUUGGGCAUAUGAGUGUGUGUAGUAAGUAAGAGAGUUUUGCAAUCGAAUAAAGAUUUAUCCCUGGAACAUGGGUAAUCACAAGCUA